AUGCGACUCCUCACUCUAUUUCUCUACAAUCUUAACAAGAUUCCAUGUGUCUACCGGCUACGAAAACAUCCGGGGCGCAUCCUCUUAGUCUCAUCCAAGCUCUGCAUCAAAGCAACCGCCUUCACAACAUUGACAGAAGCAAAUACCAUGCAAUUCGUUGCGAAUAACACAUCAAUACCAGUACCAAAAGUCUACUGCAGCUUCAAGUACAAAGGCCGUGUCUAUAUACUUAUGGAAAGGAUCCGAGGUCAGGAUCUAUCGCAGGAUUGGACGCAACGAUCGGAAGACUCCAAGGCGCGAAUUCUCGCGCAAUUGAAGACUUUUAUCACACAGUUACGCAGCAUUUCCCCGCCGGAUGGUGUUGGAGUCGCCAAUGUUGAUGGGGGUCCCGUCUUUGACCAGCGUCUUCCUGGCAAAUCCUUCUGGGGUCCUUUUGCAACAAUCCAGGAAUUUCAUCGAGAGCUGCGUCGUGGUCUUGAGCUUCAGGAUGCAGAAGAGGCGUUCCCGGGUCUGAGGGAACUUGUCGAGUUUCAUAACGGCCCGUGGGGGGACCCGGUCUUCACCCACGGUGACCUAAGUAGCCUAAAUAUUAUGGCUGCCGGGGAUACAGUGACGGGUAUUUUGGACUGGGAGUCGGCUGGAUGGAUGCCGCCAUACUGGGAGUAUACGUCAGCAUGGCAUGUUAAUCCACGAAAUACGUUCUGGCGCGACGCGGUCGACGGGUUCCUGACGCCUUUGCCUCAUGAACUGGAAAUGGAAAAAAUACGUCGGCAGUACUUUGGCGAAUUCUAG
This is a messenger RNA of Fusarium tjaetaba, 792 nucleotides long. Its product is annotated as kinase-like domain protein. The record is from RefSeq and is a predicted model, not a curated record. Lineage: Eukaryota; Fungi; Ascomycota; Sordariomycetes; Hypocreales; Nectriaceae. Bases 1 to 792 code for a protein of 263 amino acids. The transcript has a single exon.